UAAGCAAGGAGCAGAUGGUACAGAGUCAUGUGAUGUUGUGAGCUGGGGUUGAAUCUGAGAGGUUCUCUUGCGUCUGAUGUGAGUGCUAAGUGCUUUCUCAAGAAAAAGGACUAGUCCCAUUUGGUUGCUCAAUAAAUUAUUGGAGGACCCAGAAUGUCUUACGGAUCCAUUGACGCGGGAUCUUUUGGAAGCAGAAAUCCGUUUGGUGGGCCCACAAGGCAGGGAUACCAGCCAGUAGCUACGCAAGUCAGUCCCUCAGAGCUGCAAGACGUGUUCCAAGAAACCUCCUCUAACAUCUUCCAGAUCAAUGCUAACUUGGUAACACUAGAGAAAAACCUUCAAUCGCUGGGAACAUCCAGAGACACAGCAGAGCUACGGCAGAGUUUACAUUCCACACAGCAGCAAACCAAUAAAGUCAUAACAAGCACAAGCCAACUUGUUAAACAACUCACUGACAUCAUCAGCGGGUCUUCACGGCAAGACAGGCUCCGUCUGACAAGACUCAACACAGAGCUAUCCGAUUCUGUGCAGCGUUAUGGAGACCUGCAGAAGAAAAUUGCAGAUCGUUCGAGGGCCUUGCUUCCUCCUGCACAAAAGGAUGGGAAACAGAGCCUACAGACUCCAUUAAGUGAACUGGUUGAAGAGGGGCCAUUCUUCGGAGUGGGGGAAAGCGUUGAGGGUGAUGCUCAAGCAUUCCUGUCAGAGAUCAGUGAAGAAGAUGUGGAGAUCCUGAGGCAGAGAGAAGAAGCACUGCUGCAGAUUGAGAGAGACAUGCUGGACGUCAGUCAGAUUAUGAAGGACUUGGCCAGCAUGGUGCAUGAACAAGGAGACACCAUAGACAGCAUUGAAGGAUACAUUCAGACAACCUCAUCACAUGUUGAAUCAGCCAAUCAGGAGCUUGCAAAAGCCAGUCAUUAUCAGAGGCAGCUGAGGAGGAGGAAAUGUUAUCUGCUAAUCGCUGGAGUGCUGCUUCUUACUUUGCUUAUCAUCGUUAUUGCAGUCUCAGCCAGAAAAUGAGAGCAAGACCACAGAGAUCUCCAUUUCAACUGUGCUGUGAUCUCUCCUCAACUUCCCAGCAAAAUAAGAGUCUCUACGUAGAGGUCCACCUGCGCUCACUCCCUUUCUUCUUAUCUCUGUCUAUACUUCUGUCAGAUUGUGUGUGUUUUUGUGUAUGCAUGUAUGGAAAUGUGGGUGUGUGUGAAUGUUCAUUAAAAGAGUCUAUUUUUAAUCAGUGCUUUGUACUGUAAUGUGCAAUUAAUUGCUCCUUACCUCUUCAAAGUGGACUCGAAUCAAAGAAUAAAAUCCAAAUAGACUAAAUGUUGUUGUAGGCUUUUAUGCCGACUUUACUAUAUCAUUUCCGUCAUUUAUCGCUGAUUCUUGAGUACAGAGACAAAACUGGCUGUGGAUUUGCUUGCCUGUAAUUCAGUUUGGAUAUUAUACAAUAUAUUGUUUCUUUGCAAGUUGUAUGACCGAGCUAACAUAUCAAGGUUGUGAAAA
This is a messenger RNA of Cyprinus carpio (common carp), 1497 nucleotides long. Its product is annotated as t-SNARE domain-containing protein 1-like. The record is from RefSeq and is a predicted model, not a curated record. Gene Ontology annotation, molecular function: SNARE binding; SNAP receptor activity. Gene Ontology annotation, biological process: vesicle-mediated transport; vesicle fusion; intracellular protein transport. Lineage: Eukaryota; Metazoa; Chordata; Actinopteri; Cypriniformes; Cyprinidae. Gene Ontology annotation, cellular component: membrane; endomembrane system; SNARE complex.